AUGGAGGAUUUUAAUGGAACAUUACUCAAUGAGUUCAUCCUUACAGGAUUCACCAUUCAGCCAUUGCUACAGAAAUUCCUCUUUGCCUUUGUCUUCCUCUUCUAUGUUCUUGAUGUUUUUGGUAAUCUCACCAUAGUUUCCUUGGUGAUCAGAGAUCCUUCUCUACAGUCUCCAAUGUAUUUCCUGCUUGGUAACCUUUCCUUUUUGGACAUGCUAUUUUCUUCAGUGACAGUCCCAAAAUUGAUGGUUGGAUUCCUCAUGGAGAACGCCAUUGCCUUUAAAAGUUGUAUCACUCAAAUGUAUUUCUUUCACGGUCUGGGAUGUACAGAAGGUGUCCUCCUGGCUGCUAUGGGGUAUGACCGAUACGUUGCUAUCUGUCACCCACUACGAUAUGUGAGCAUAAUGAGGAGGUCUACUUGUAUUAUACUGGUUUUGACGUCGUGGUUUACUGGUUGCAGUACUGCUCUAAUUCAUGCUAUUAUGGCAUCUCAGCUUCCAUUCUGUAACAUCAAUAGAAUCAAACACUUUUUUUGUGAUGUGAAGCCGGUAAUAAAGCUGGCCUGUAAAGACAUCCAUGUGAAUGAGGUCACCUUGGUCACAGUUACUGGCUUUUUAAGCACAAGCACCUUUUCGCUCACCAUACUGUCCUACAUUUAUAUCAUCACUCACAUCCUCAAGAUAAAAUCAUCAAAAGGAAGAUCCAAGGUGUUCUCAACAUGUUCCUCACACUUGACCAUUGUCAUCUUGUUUUAUGGGACAGCAAUGUGCACUUACCUUGGCCCUGCUUCUGAAACUUCACUGGAAAAAGACAAGGUUGCUGCCAUAUUGUUUACAGUUAUUACCCCAACAUUGAAUCCAAUUAUUUAUACUUUAAGAAACAAAGAAGUCAGGAAUUCUGUGAGAAAACUCACUCAUAAGUUAAAUGUCUGUAGAUUUUGUCUAACAGCUUCAUGUCCUUCAGAAAAAGUACAUAGGUAA
Molecule: messenger RNA, 978 nt
Organism: Hyla sarda
Lineage: Eukaryota; Metazoa; Chordata; Amphibia; Anura; Hylidae
Product: olfactory receptor 12D2-like
Exons: 1
Coding region: 1-978 (325 amino acids)
Biological process (GO): G protein-coupled receptor signaling pathway
Cellular component (GO): membrane
Molecular function (GO): G protein-coupled receptor activity; olfactory receptor activity
Source: RefSeq, a predicted model, not a curated record